This is a messenger RNA of Arachis ipaensis, 4527 nucleotides long. Its product is annotated as exportin-4 protein. The record is from RefSeq and is a predicted model, not a curated record. Gene Ontology annotation, biological process: protein export from nucleus. Gene Ontology annotation, cellular component: nuclear pore; cytoplasm. Gene Ontology annotation, molecular function: nuclear export signal receptor activity. NCBI's taxonomy places the organism in Eukaryota, Viridiplantae, Streptophyta, Magnoliopsida, Fabales, Fabaceae.
GUGGGGAGGGGAAGCAGAAGUGGGGAAGAAACUGGACUUGACGCUCAACACCACCUACUCGCGGCGCACUUCUUGGGUUACUGCCGCCCGCACACUCAUUCGUUACAUUAUUACUCGCCACCUCAGCUCCACUCCUCUUCUUCUUCUUUUGGAAGUUAAAGAAAAAACAAAGAAAGAAGAGUGAGUGUGAUAAGUGAUAACAAUAAACCACUCAGCUCCAUUCUUAAACAACACCUUCAUCACUCUCACUUCCCCCGAUUUCAAUUCCCAACUUUACCUCCUCAUCGGCGACGCUGCUUUCCAAUCUCUUAAACAAAACAAACUACUAAUUCAAUUCAAAGCCCUAUAUAAUAGUCAAAUUGUUUGUUUGCUCGGAAUCCCUUGCGUGCGCCAAAGAUGCAAGGGUUUACAGCAGCAGCACCACCAGCAGGUGGUGGUGGUGGUGGAGGCGGCGCCGCCGGACCUUCCGAUUUGGCUCAGCUUCAGUCUACCAUGCAAGCCAUCGAGCUAGCUUGCACUUCCAUUCAGAUGCACAUAAAUCCAGCCGCUUCUGAGGCAGUCAUAUUGUCAUUAGGCCAAUCCUCUCAGCCAUACAAGACUUGCAAAUUCAUUCUUGAAAAUUCCCAGGUGGCAACUGCAAGGUUUCAAGCGGCUGCAGCAAUCCGGGAAGCAGCUAUCAGAGAAUGGGGUUUUCUUAGUGCUGAUGAUAAGAGAGGCCUGAUUAGUUUUUGUCUAUGCUAUACUAUGCAACAUGCUAGUUCUCCUGAUGUGUUUGUCCAAGCAAAGGUUUCUUCAGUGGCUGCUCAGUUGAUGAAAAGGGGUUGGCUUGAGUUCACGACUGCAGAGAAGGAGACACUCUUUUAUCAGGUGAACCAAGCUAUUUUGGGCAUUCAUGGUGUUGAUGUGCAGUUUGCUGGAAUCAAAUUCCUUGAAUCAUUGGUAUCUGAAUUUUCUCCAUCCACUUCAAGUGCUAUGGGUCUUCCAAGGGAAUUCCAUGAGCAAUGUAGGAGGUCACUUGAGCUAGACUACUUGAAGAUAUUCUACCGUUGGACACAAGAAGCUGCUUUAAGUGUCACAAACAAGAUUGUUGAAUCUGACUAUGCUGUUCCCGAGGUUAAAGUUUGCACUGCAGCACUGGAUUUAAUGCUUCAGAUUCUUAAUUGGGAUUUCCGUUGCAAUACCAAUGAUACAAAAGUAAAUGUAUUCUCUGCUGGAAUUAGGCAAGAUGGGGAUUCUCCUAGAAGGUCUGAAUAUCACCUAGUGCAGCCUGGUUCAGAUUGGCGUGAUGUAUUAAUAUCAAGUGGUCAUGUUGGAUGGCUUUUGAGUUUAUAUUCAGCAUUGAGGAAGAAAUUUUCAUGUGAAGGCUACUGGCUUGACUGCCCAAUUGCUGUUUCUGCCCGAAAGCUAAUCGUACAGUUUUGUUCUUUGACAGGAGCCGUAUUUGCUUCUGAUGAUGUGAAAAUGCAUGAGCACCACCUUCUGCAACUCUUAUCUGGGAUAAUAGAGUGGGUCGAUCCUCCUGAUGCUGUUUCAAGAGCUAUUGAAUCGGGGAAAAGUGAAAGUGAGAUGCUUGAUGGUUGCCGUGCAUUAUUAGCCAUUGCACAUGUAGCAACUCCCUAUGUGUUCGAUGAUCUCCUAAAGCCUAUGAGGCCCUUUGGUACUCUUACAUUUUUGUCAAUGUUGAUGUCGGAAGUAAUUAAAGUCCUAAUGACUAGCAACACUGAUGAGGAGACUUGGAGCUGGGAAGCACGUGAUGUCUUGUUGGAUACUUGGACUGCCCUUCUUACGCCAAUAAAUAUGAUCUCUGCAAAUGCUUUGCUUCCAUCUGAAGGGAUAAAAGCUGCAGCAAAUCUCUUUGGUUUCAUUGUAGAAUGCGAGCUUAGAAUGGCCUCCGCAUCAGCAUUUAAUGAUGAGGGCGAUGCAGACUAUCUUCACGCUUCUGUAUCUGCCAUGGAUGAAAGGUUAAGCUCCUAUUCUCUUAUUGCUAGAGCUUCUGUUGACGUUACAAUUCCCUUGCUCCAUGGAGUGUUUUCUGAGCGGGUUGCACGCCUAAAUCAGGGACGGGGAAUAGUUGACUUGACUGAAACUAUGGAAGAACUUUAUUCAUUAUUGUUGAUUAUUGGGCAUGUAAUUGCAGAUGAAGGGGAAGGGGAAAUUCCUCUGGUUCCGAAUGCUAUACAAACCCAAUUUGUUGUUAAUGCCAUGGAAGCAGACAAACAUCCUGUUAUAGUACUUUCCAGCUCAAUCAUAAAAUUUGCUGAGCAGUGCCAAAAUCCAGAAAUGAGAUCAUCAGUUUUUAGUCCCCGACUUAUGGAGUCACUUAUAUGGUUCCUUGCACGGUGGUCACGUACAUAUUUGAUGUCUUCCGAUGGGAAUGGGGACAAAAUCUUGGAUUCAGGUCAUCAUCCCGAGCAUAGUUCAAAAAAGGCUUUGCUUAGUUUCUUUGGAGAGCAUAACCAAGGAAAACCCGUCCUUGAUAUUAUUGUUCGAGUAUCCUUGGUCACACUUAUAUCAUAUCCAGGGGAAAAGGAUCUUCAGGGCAUUACCUGCUACCAGUUACUUCAUUCACUGGUUCAGCAAAAGCAUAUAUGCAUUCAUCUUGUUACACUGAAUUCAUGGAAUGAACUAGCAACUGCAUUUUCCACAGAAAAGACUUUGUUCCUUUUGGACACUGCUCAUCAGCGGUCACUUGCACAAACACUUGUUCGUUCAGCUUCAGGCAUGAGAAAUUCGGACACAUCAAGCCAGUAUGUGAGGAAUCUCAUGGGUCAUAUUGCGACAUAUAUAGUGGAGAUGUCCAGCAAGAGUAAUUUUAAAAGUAUUGCCCAACAGCCGGAUAUCCUCCUAUCGGUCAGCUGCAUGUUAGAACGUCUGCGUGGAGCUGCUAGUGCUUCUGAACCUCGAACUCAGAAGGCUAUUUUUGAGCUAGGGUUUUCUGUAAUGAAUCCCAUUCUUGUUCUUCUUGAAGUAUAUAAACAUGAGUCUGCAGUUGUCUAUCUGCUACUCAAAUUUGUAGUUGAUUGGGUUGAUGGACAAAUUACAUACUUGGAGGCGCAAGAAACUGCUUCUGUUGUUAAUUUCUGCAUGCGUUUGCUUCAGUUAUAUUCAUCUCACAAUAUUGGCAAGAUAUCAAUAAGUCUUUCAAGCAGCUUACUUAGUGAGGCAAAAACGGAUAUGUAUAAAGAUUUGCGUGCUCUUCUUCAACUUCUUUCAAGUCUUUGCUCUAAAGACAUGAUCGAUUUCUCGUCAGAUUCAAUUGAGAUCCAAGGCACUAACAUAUCUCAGGUGGUUUACUUUGGUCUUCACAUAGUUACACCACUGAUUUCUAUGGACCUCCUGAAAUAUCCCAAACUUUGUCAUGAUUAUUUUUCUCUCCUUUCACAUAUGUUGGAGGUUUAUCCUGAAACUUUUGCACAACUAAAUAAUGAAGCCUUUGCUCAUAUACUUGGAACUCUUGACUUUGGCCUCCACCAUCAGGAUGCAGAUGUGGUUACCAAGUGUCUCAGAGCUCUGCAAGCUCUUGCUUCUUACCACUACAAGGAGACGAGUAACGGUAACAUAGGCUUGGGCACACAUGCCACGGGUCUUAAGGAUUCAAAUGGGAGUUCCCAAGAGGGCCUCUUGAGUCGGUUCCUUCGUUCAUUGCUGCAAUUGCUCCUUUUCGAGGACUAUAGUUCUGACCUAACCAGUGUGGCAGCAGAUGCUCUCCUUCCACUAAUUCUUUGUGAGCAAAGCCUGUAUCAGAAAUUAGGCAAUGAUUUGAUAGAAAGACAAACAAAUCCAACGCUCAGAUCAAGGCUAGCAAAUGCAUUGCACACACUAACAUCUGCAAAUCAGCUCUCUUCCUCCCUUGAUAGGAUAAAUUCUCAGAGAUUUAGGAAAAAUCUUAGUAGCUUCCUGAUUGAAGUUCGUGGAUUUCUAAGGACAAUGUGAUCAACCGUGUAUGACUUCUGUUGUAUAAUGCUUCAAAGAAUGAGUUGACAUUCACAUUUGAAACAAACCACCGGAGAGAGAAGCUCGUCAGAUAUAAUUUUUGUGGAGUAAUUGAAACAUCCAUCAUAUCGGCAGUGCCCAUUCUGUUUACUCAGAUCCGUCUGGUUGUUUCCAAAGGCAAAAGCUGGUUGUUUAUGUUGGUCAGAGACUAUGAAAGAAAGCAUCAAGGCUCUUUAAAGAUCUGAGUACCAACUUAUUGGCAUAAUGGCUUGUGAUGCCAUUUUCUUCUUGGCGAAUUGCAUUGUUGUGUAGAUAUGUUACUCAAGUCUAAGAUUCGAUUGGAGGGGUUUUCUUUAUGCAACCUUUCAUGUUUGUGAAGAAAAGCACAUUCUGUUCUGAUCUGUUGAGAUGUUAAACCAUUUCCGUGUUUCUGCAUACUUAAAGCUUUUAUACACCUGUAACAACUAUACUAAUGCCCCCAUCUUAUUUUUGGUGUUUUUUCAUCUCAAGAAGCACAAUUUGUAUAGCUGUAACUUUUUAACUGCAAUUGUGUAAUUAUUCAUGAUGAAUAUUGAAUUUUGCGGUUUUUCGUGA